Molecule: messenger RNA, 8381 nt
Organism: Coregonus sp. 'balchen'
Lineage: Eukaryota; Metazoa; Chordata; Actinopteri; Salmoniformes; Salmonidae
Source: the annotation of a GenBank genome assembly
AUGACGUCUAGCUGCCAGACCACCGUGACGUCUAGCUGCCAGACCACCGUGACGUCUAGCUGCCAGACCGCCGUGACGUCUAGCUGCCAGACCGCCGUGACGUCUAGCUGCCAGACCACCGUGACGUCUAGCUGCCAGACCACCGUGACGUCUAGCUGCCAGAGGAGUGCAGGGGUCUCUUUUGGAGUGUGACUGUACUCCUCUAUGUUCUGUGACUGUACUCCUCUAUGUUCUGUACAUUGUGUCUUUUCCACACUGCAUUCUGGAACUGACAGCCACUCUGCCAGGCCACCCAGCCACUCUGCCAGGCCACCCAGACCUCUUCCUAUAAAUACAUCUCUGGAUGGUCACUGCAUGUACAGCUAAUAUAUAGUGACUUAGUCAUAUAGCGAUGGCCACUCUCUGCCAGGCCAGACCAUUUACUAUUUAUAUCUCUGGAUGGUGCAACGCAUCCGCAUGCUUCAGUUCAGCUGGCGCCUAGCUGGACCCAACCAGUGUACUCUCAUGUAUAGUGGCUGGAUGUGUAGUGGCUGGAUGUAUAGGUUAUGUAUAAUGGCUGGAUGUGUAGGUUAUGUAUAAUGGCUGGAUGUGUAGUGGCUGGAUGUGUAGGUUAUGUGUAGUGGCUGGAUGUGUAGGUUAUGUGUAGUGGCUGGAUGUGUAGGUUAUGUAGUGGCUGGAUGUGUAGGUUAUGUAUAGUGGCUGGAUGUGUAGUGGCUGGAUGUGUAGGUUAUGUGUAGUGGCUGGAUGUGUAGGUUAUGUAUAGUGGCUGGAUGUGUAGGUUAUGUAUAGUGGCUGGAUGUGUAGUGGCUGGAUGUGUAGGUUAUGUAGUGGCUGGAUGUGUAGGUUAUGUAUAGUGGCUGGAUGUUUAGGUUAUGUGUAGUGGCUGGAUGUUUAGAUCAGUGUUGAGUUAAAAGAGCAGUGAUUUAUACAUUUUCCUGCUAAGAAUAGUAGUUCUAUUAGAGGGUUUCAGUCUGUGACUGGGGUUUAAAUCCACCUGACUCCAGUCAUCUUUACAUUCAUGACCUGGACUAUGUUACUCUAUGCAACCCGCCACCACCUUGCCUUUCACACGUCAGCGCAUGGCCAUCUCUUAACGGUACAAUCUCUGAUACAUACGGCUAUUCGACAGCCAUGUCUGCAGCGUUGAAGGUCCGCAAGAACACAGUGGCCUCCAUCAUUCUUAAAUGGAAGAAGUUUGGAACCAACAAGACUCUUCGUAGAGGUGUCUGCCCGGCAAACAGCAAUCGAGGGAGAAGGGACUUGGUCAGGGAGGUGAUCAAGAACCCAAUGGUCACGCUGACAGAGCUGUAGAGUUCCUCUGUGGAGAUGGGAGAACCUUCCAGAAGGACAACCAUCUCUGCAGCACUCCACCAAUCAGGCCUUUAUGGUAGAGUGGCCAGACGGAAGUCACUCCUCAGUAAAAGGCACAUGACAGCCCGCUUGGAGUUUGCCAAAAGGCACCUAAAGACUCUCAGACCGUGAGAAACAAGAUUCUCUGGUCUGAUGAAACCAAGAUUGAACUCUUUGGCCUGAAUGACAAGUGUCACGUCUGGAGGAAACCUGGCACCAUCCCUACGGUGAAGCAUGGUGGUGGCAGCAUCAUGCUGUGGGGAUGUUUUUCAGCGGCAGGGGCCGGGAGACUAGUCAGGAUUGAGGCAAAGAUGAACGGAGCAAAGUACAGAGAGAUCCUUGAUGAAAACCUGCUCCAGAGCGCUCAGGACCUCAGACUGGGGCGAAGGUUCACCUUCCAACAGGACAACAACCCUAAGCACACAGCCAAGACAACGCAGGAGUAGCUUCGGGACAAGUCUCUGAAUGUCCUUGAGUGGCCCAGCCAGAGCCCGGACUUGAACCCGUUCUAACAUCUCUGGAGAGACCUGAAAAUAGCUGUGCAGCGAUGUUCCUCAUCCAACCUGACAGAGCUUGAGAGGAUCUGCAGAGAAGAAUGGGAGAAACUCCCCAAAUACAGCAGGUGUGCCAAGCUUGUAGCGUCAAUCCAAUUUCGAAUCUGUUCUUUUAUCCUGCAGUCUGAACAGCCAAAAAGCACAUGGAAUCUGAUAUUUCAAGCCACAUUUUUAAACCACCUUCAUAGGUGGUUUGAAGUCAGAUUCCAUCGCACACGUAUUGUUACUAUGACAACUAGCUUAGCCUUGUCAGCAAGUGACACACAAACACUGACUGAACACACACUCAUCACUUUUAACUUUCUGUUUGGACAGUCAGUAUUCCAAAACGGAAUUUGAAAAACAAAAACUAAUUUGAGCAUCAAGGCCUGCAGUGUGAACAAGGUUUAAGAGGCCGUGGUGGCGUUGGCAGAAAGCCUAAUAGCUUUACAGGCGUAUAGUUGGAUAAAUGAACCAUACAUCAUGCACCUGUUACCGGUUAAAUCUACAGCAGGCUUAGUGCUCACUUCGCUCCCUCUGAAGUAGAUCUAUUCAGACAACCAGAAAUCAUUACCAUCUCUCCAGUUGUUAGAUUACAUUGUCAUUUAGCAGACACUCUUAUACAGAGCGACUUACUUAGUGCAUCCAUCUUAAGGUAGCUAGGUGAGACAACCACAUCAUUCAUACAGUUGAAGUCUGAAGUUUACAUACACCUUAGCCAAAUACAUUUCAACUCAUUUUUUUCACAAUUCCUGACAUUUAAUCCUAGUAAAAAUUCCCUGUCUUAGGUCAGUUAGGAUCACCACUUUAUUUUAAGAAUGUGAAAUGUCAGAAUAAUAGUAGAGAAUUUAUUUAUUUCAGCUUUUAUUUCUUUCAUCACAUUCCCAGUGGGUCAGAAGUUUACAUACACUCAAUUAGUAUUUGGUAGCAUUGCCUUUAAAUUGUUUAACUUGGGUCAAACGUUUCAGUUAGCCUUCCACAAGCUUACCACAAUAAGUUGGGUGAAUUUUGGCCCAUUCCUCCUGACAGAGCUGGUGUAACUGAGUCAGGUUUGUAGGCUUCCUUGCUCGCACACGCUUUUUCAGUUCUGCCCACAAAUGUUCUAUAGGAUUGAGGUCAGGGCUUUGUGAUGGCCACUCCAAUACCUUGACUUUGUUGUCCUUAAGCCAUUUUGCCACAGCUUUGGAAGUAUGCUUGAGGUCAUUGUCCAUUUGGAAGACCCAUUUGCCACCAAGCUUUAACUUCCUGACUGAUGUCUUGAGCUGUUGCUUCAAUAUAUCCACAUAAUUCUCCUUCCUCAUGAUGCCAUCUAUUUUGUGAAGUGCACCAGUCCCUCCUGCAGCAAAGCACCCCCACAGCAUGAUGCUGCCAUCCCCGUGCUUCACGGUUGGGAUGGUGUUCAUCAGCUUGCAAGCUACCCCCUUUUUCCUCCAAACAUAACAAUGGUCAUUAUGGCCAAACAGUUCUAUUUUUGUUUCAUCAGACCAGAGGACAUUUCUCAACAUUUCUCAAAGUACCAUCUGCAAACCGUAGUCUGGCUUUUUUAUGGCGGUUUUGGAGCAGUGGCUUGUUCCUUGCUGAGCGGCCUUUCAGGUUAUGUCGAUAUAGAACUUGUUUUACUGUGGAUAUAGAUACUUUUGUACCCGUUUCCUCCAGAAUCGUCACAAGGUCCAUUGCUGCUGUUCUGUGGUUGAUUUGCACUUUUCACACCAAAGUACGUUCAUCUCUAGGAGACAGAACGCGUCUCCUUCCUCAGCGGUAUGUGGGCUGCAUGGUGUUUAUACUUGCGUACUAUUGUUUGUACAGAUGAACGUGGUACCUUCAGGCGUUUGGAAAUUGCUCCCAAGGAUGAACCAGACUUGUGGAAAAUUCUGAGGUCUUGGCUGAUUUCUUUUGAUUUUCCCAUGAUGUCAAGCAAAGAGGCACUGAGUUUGAAGGUAGGACUUGAAAUACAUCCACAGUUACACCUUCAAUUGACUCAAAGUAUGUCAAUUAGCCUAUCAGAAGCUUCUAAAGCCAUGACAUCAUGUUCUGGAAUUUUCCAAGAUGUUUAAAGGCACUGUCAACUUAGUGUAUGAAAACUUCUGACCCACUGGAAUUGUGAUACAGUAAAUUAUAAGUGAAAUAAUCUGUCUGUAAACAAUUGUUGGAAAAAGUAGUUGUGUCAUGCACAAAGUAGAUGUCCUAAUCGACUUGCCAAAACUAUAGUUUGUUAACAAGAAAUUUGUGGAGUGGUUGGAAAACACUCCACAAAGUAUAGUACAAGUAUAGUGAUUGUAAUAUUCAGUACAUUUUUAUAAUUAACAGAAAAUAUAUCUAAUAUGUAAUUUAUACUUUAACUUUGUAAAUCAAUAUUUAUUCAUAUAGUAUUAUUUUGUCUCCAUGAGUUUCUCGUAGAUAGACCAUGUGGUUCAAGAGAAAAUUGUCUAAUGAAAAAGCAUUUAUUCAACAAUGGCAUUAUUUUUAAUUACCUCUGCAACUCGUCCAAUUUAGACUUUUACAACUGCCUGGGUUUGACAACGAAACAUAGAAAACCAAUACAUAUUGACAGUAAAAUAAGUGAUGCUGAAAACCAUAUUAAACAAUGGUGAGGAUAAAUCUGUAAAACAUCUUAUCUUAUUUCAUAUUUUCCAUGUGGUAACUUCUGUUUCCAGUAAUAUCCCCCCCUUUCAAUCAUACUGAAGAGGAUAUUAUCAAGAUUGAUUUCUGUUUCACAACAUCUGUUUUAAAAUAACUUUUGGUCCUACUGUGGAGGGCUUAGUGUUGGCCUCACUGUCUGGUCGAUUCAUAUUACUAAAUGUACCAAGCUCAUGAUAAAUGACUUACUUGUAGGUGGAUGAAGUCUUGAACUAGACUGCUUCCUUUUUUGUUUUGAACCACCCCUAAGCAUUGGUAUGGGUUGGGGCUAAAUAUAGUGUGCUCCCUGUUUUUCACGCUUGUUGCUAACUGUUGUUUUUCCUCUCUCUAGGUGGGGACCAGGGGAUCUUGAAUGGCUACUUCAGUAACUGGGCAACCGCAGAUAUAUCAAAGCACCUCCCUUUCAUCUACAACCUCAGCAGCAUCGCAAUCUACACCUACCUUCCAGCAUUCAAACAGUACGUACUCAAUCUACACCUACCUUCCAGCAUUCAAACAGUACGUACUCAAUCUACACCUACCUUCCAGCAUUCAAACAGUACGUACUCAAUCUACACCUACCUUCCAGCAUUCAAACAGUACGUACUCAAUCUACACCUACCUUCCGGCAUUCAAACAGUACGUACUCAAUCUACACCUACCUUCCAGCAUUCAAACAGUACGUACUCAAUCUACACCUACCUUCCGGCAUUCAAACAGUACGUACUCAAUCUACACCUACCUUCCGGCAUUCAAACAGUAAGUACUCAAUCUACACCUACCUUCCAGCAUUCAAACAGUAAGUACUCAAUCUACACCUACCUUCCAGCAUUCAAACAGUACGUACUCAUGUGAUGGAGAACCGUGUGUAGAUCUAGGUGUUGGUUUUGGCCGUAACUGCUAUCUGGAGAUGUCUGUAUUUCUUACAUUGAGAAACAUUCAGCUAAAUCACAAACUUAAAUCUCUGAGGUGUUUUUUAUAAUUCCCUGAUCUGCCAAACAUUAACGACCCAUAAGAGUUUAAGCCGGUUCUACUAAGCUAUAUGCAAUUGUUUUAAGAAGAUCGUACCAAGGAUCAUUUAGCUAUUUGAUUUUGAAUUUAUGACCCCUUGAAGUAUCAAAAUAUAUUAUGUUUUUUGAUGAAAAAUUGUAUUUUGGCUUUACUGCUAUUAGCCCAUACAAACGCAUUGAAUAACAGAUUCACUACAUGGAACAACAGAUAGUCCUUACUGCUAUUAGCCCAUACAAACACAUUGAAUAACAGAUUCACUACAUGGAACAACAGAUAGUCCUUACUGCUAUUAGCCCAUACAAACACAUUGAAUAACAGAUUCACUACAUGGAACAACAGAUAGUCCUUACUGCUAUUAGCCCAUACAAACACAUUGAAUAACAGAUUCACUACAUGGAACAACAGAUAGUCCUUACUGCUAUUAGCCCAUACAAACACAUUGAAUAACAGAUAGUCCUUAGUGCUAUUAGCCCCAUACAAACACAUUGAAUAACAGAUUCACUACAUGGAACAACAGAUAGUCCUUACUGCUAUUAGCCCCAUACAAACACAUUGAAUAACAGAUUCACUACAUGGAACAACAGAUAGUCCUUACUGCUAUUAGCCCAUACAAACACAUUGAAUAACAGAUUCACUACAUGGAACAACAGAUAAAUCUAGGGAAAGUAUUCUUGGGCUGUGAGAACGGGAGGUGUAAGGCGAUACAGUCACAUGACUGUGCUUAUGCCAUGACAUCAGGUUACCAGUGAGUUUAGGGGGCAACAGUAGUUGGUCUAAAAGCCUCCCUCAGCCAUCCCCUAGGCCUCGUGCCUCCCUCAGCCAUCCCCUAGGCCUCGUGCCUCCCUCAGCCAUCCCCUAGGCCUCGUGCCUCCCUCAGCCAUCCCCUAGGCCUCGUGCCUCCCUCAGCCAUCCCCUAGGCCUCGUGCCUCCCUCAGCCAUCCCCUAGGCCUCGUGCCUCCCUCAGCCAUCCCCUAGGCCUCGUGCCUCCCUCAGCCAUCCCCUAGGCCUCGUGCCUCCCUCAGCCAUCCCCUAGGCCUCGUGCCUCCCUCAGCCAUCCCCUAGGCCUCGUGCCUCCCUCAGCCAUCCCCUAGGCCUCGUGCCUCCCUCAGCCAUCCCCUAGGCCUCGUAGGGUUAGAUAUCCAGCUGGAGCUCCACAGAGCCGAGACGAAUUUGGAGCCCUUUGUUUAAAGACGUUUAUACCUGUGGACAGGACCUCUGCUGGUCACAGUGGCAUCUCUCGCUCCAUCUCUCGCUCCCUCCCUCUCUCGCUCCCUCCCUCCCUCCCUCUCUCUCUCGCUCCCUCUCUCGCUCCCUCCCUCCCUCUCUCUCUCGCUCCCUCUCUCGCUCUCUCCCUCUCUCUCUACCGGUCGGGCUUGCUCUCUUCACCUCUCGCUCGUGCUUUUCACCCCUUUGCUCUUCACUUUCCUUGUGCGCUCUCUUCGCGUUCAAACUUGUCAAACCACAGCAUUUACAACAAUCUUUUAACUACAAGAUCUAAGUAAAUGAACAUGUAUUCUGUUCCAGAUACGGUGGCAACGCCAAGGUGGUCCACUUCCUGGGUCAGACCAAGCCGUGGAGUUACACGUACGACCCGGAGACCAAGCGGAUCAGCGGGGACAUGCAGGAGGCCUCCACACACCCCACCUUCCUCCUGGACUGGUGGAUGCUCUACUCUUCUUCUGUGGUGCCCAUGAUGACGGAGGGAUACGGAGACCAGCCCUUCCACUCUGGCUGUGUGGAAGUCAGUCUAGAAGUAUUAGCCUUUGUCCUUCCUCUACAGAACUAUUAUCAAAACAGUUUGAAUUAUUAAGCGAUUUACUUGGAUGCUUAUUGUUAGUAAAAGUCAUGCUAGACCGCCACCUCCUGACUUAAACGAUAUAAAUUAUGAUUAGUCCAUUUGUAAAAUGUAGUGAUACUUCAGUCCUGAAGGCUGAUGUCUAACCCUCCUCUCGUCUGAUAAAGUUCCAGUCCUCUGUCAAAGAAAGUCGUGACCGCAAUGGUCACUGGCAUGGGCUAUGGUCACAGAUCUAUAGUCACAAGGAAGGUGAAUGGAAGGUACGCUGAAGACUAGUCGGUUGUGAUGCUGGCUUAACAGACAACACCUUGUCACUGGUCACUAAACUAUUGCUGCUUCUUGUGGACAAUCUGUUGAACAACAAACCUGGCUUAGCUAAUACUAUAGCUGUGUGUUCUCUGGUGAUAUACAGUAGCUGGAUGGUUUGGAGUAGUGCCAAUGUCUUAAUCUGAAUGCCAGGUUGGACUACUGUUCUGUAGCUGCACUGACUGCAAAGGAACAAGUGUUUCUCCAGAGCUCUUAGUCUUGUGGCGCAGUGGUCUAAGGCACUGCAUCGCAGUGCUAACUGUGUCACUAGAGAACCUGGUUCGAAUCCAGGCUCUGUCGCAGCCGGCCGCGACCGGGAGACUCAUGGGCGGCGCACAAUUGGCCCAGCGUCGUCCAGGGUAGGGGAGGGAAUGGCCGGCAGGGAUGUAGCUCAGUUGAUAGAGCAUGGUGUUUGCAACGCCAGGGUUGUGGGUUCGAUUCCCACGGGGGGCCAGUAUAAAAAAAUAUAUAUGUGUAUUCACUAACUGUAAGUCGCUCUGGAUAAUAGCGUCUGCUAAAUAACUUAAAUGUAAAUGUAAAUGUUGUGGCUUUUCCCAGAAUUCAUCAAAUCUGUCCCGUCUAAUAUUCUUGUUUUUAUUGUCCUCCUCCAGGGAAGCAGCGCGUCACAGGACCCCCAUCACACUGAGCCGUACGUGUCACCAGAGGCAUCCGAGGAACGCAAGCAGAAAUGGGAACAGGGCCAGGCGGACUACAUGGGAAUGGACUCAUUUGACAAUAUCCAGAAAAAGCUUGAUGCUUUUCUCAAAUGA